Molecule: messenger RNA, 765 nt
Organism: Melospiza melodia melodia
Lineage: Eukaryota; Metazoa; Chordata; Aves; Passeriformes; Passerellidae
Product: interleukin-8-like
Exons: 4
Coding region: 92-454 (120 amino acids)
Biological process (GO): immune response; defense response; chemotaxis
Cellular component (GO): extracellular region
Molecular function (GO): chemokine activity
Source: RefSeq, a predicted model, not a curated record
CAGGCUGCUGGGAGUGCACCUUUCAGGUAUAAAACCUGAUGGGAAACAGCACCAGAGCAGGACCUCUGUCAAGAAGAAAAUCUGCACAGCAAUGGAUGGCAAAUCUGUUGCUGUCACUUUGGUUCUCUGCUUGGUCUCAAUGGCAGGGUCAGAAGGUAAGGCCCUGGAGAAGACAGAUGAAAGAGGCCCCCAAUGCCACUGCAUAAGCACUCAUUCCAAGUUCAUCCCUCCCAAGACUAUUCAGGAUGUGAGAUUAAGCCAAAGAGGACCUCACUGCAAACAUGUGGAAAUCAUAGCAACGCUGAGAGAUGGCAGGGAAGUGUGCGUGGAGCCCGCUGCGUCCUGGAUCUGGCUCGCUGUAAAGACUCUGCUGGCCAGGGCCAGGGACAAUGUUGAGUCACCAGUCAAAGAAAAGUCAAGGAAGAAUAAACCUUGGAUUUCUCCAAGGAUGUGAAAUGAGAGAAAGCAUUGCUGCUGAGAAUGCCAUAAUUUCUGAUGAGAAUGCCCCCUCUGCUAAUAAUCACUACAGUUGAUUAUUUUUCUUUCCCUGAGAUGGUUGCUGAUUCAUGCUAUUUUCUUUGCUGUCACUCUCUCUUAACUUCUGUCUGUGAUAGAUCAAGAAGCUCAAGGUUAAUGGAAGUGUUUAAGUGUUGUAAGGAUGAGAAUAAACAAGAUGAAGUUAGUUACCCCUAAAUGGUCUGACUGAAAGAGAAACAGAAUGGAUACAAUUAGCAAACACAUGAAUAAACACAUAAUAAAGAAGCA